UUAACUUGUUUUUAAAUUAUUUUAAGUGUAAAAGAUGAAGUGAAAAAAAAAGGGUAAUAACGGAAAGUUAUUUUUAAUGCAGAAGUGAUCGUUUGAGAACACCUGCCAAUUUUCAUUGAUACAAAUCGCAUACCAAAAAAAAAGUUUGUUAUUAGAUGGUAGGGGCUGCGCGUAGAAAGUCAAAAUUACCACGCAAGAUAUUACGUGUUUUGCUGGAUGAUGGCAGUUUUAAGCUUCAGCCCCAAAAUGCUUUUGAAGAGACCGGAGAUGAAGAAUCAGAUAGCCAAUUAAGCAACGAUAUACAAUAUUCUGAUGAGGAAGAAAAAAAUCCUGUUACAAACAAUGAAAAUGAAGAAGGGAAUGAAAAUUUUAUAGAUAAUAACUCUGAAAAAUCUAUUUCAGAUGAAAUACAUUUGAAGCCAUUAGAUUUAGAAGAAGAAGAAAAAUGUGAUGUAGAAAAGAAAAACUCAAAGAAGGCAAACAAACAUCAGCAUCCUGAACCCAACUCUGAAUAUCCAUACCAAUGUGAUGUUUGUGAUUUGUUAUUCAAAACACUAGAGCUUUUAUCUGAUCAUCAACAUACAGUUCAUGACAGUAAUCAACAAUUUGUAUGUCGAUACUGUUCAAAGAAAUUUAAUGAUAAGUAUAACAUGCGUAAACACGUUUUAAUACAUGUUGGUGAAAAAAGGCACAAGUGUUCUUUUUGUGAUAAAGCAUUCUUGCGCAAAGACCAUCUAAGAAGUCAUUUGCACACUCAUUAUAAUCGUAAAUAUGGUUGCAAAAUUUGUGGGAAAGGGUUCAGAACUAUGGAUAUGUAUGAAAGACAUUCAAAAACACACAAAGAUCAAAGUGCUUGUAAAGACAAUUUGCAAGUUUUUACUCUCAAUAAAAAAGAUAUAAUAUUACAAAGUGAAAAUCACCUUGAUGAGAGAAAUGAUGUCUCAGUUACUAUUCUAGACGAUAAUUUUGAUUUGUGGGUAAAAGAUGAAAGUCCCAGUCAUGAAACAGAAAGUAAUAUAGUUUCUAUACCAUCUGCUGUUAAUGGUAAUGCAGAUUCUAUUUUACAAUGUGUUUCGUGCAAGUCAUCUUUUCGAGACGAACUUACGUUACAGAUACACGAAAAAGAAUGCACUGGAGAUUCUCAGAAAUGGCAUUGUUUAAAAUGCGACAUAAUAUUUGAUGAAGCCGCUAUUUUGCGUCAACACUACGAAAAAGUCCACAGCUUAGAAAGCGCUACCUCAACCCCUACUCGCUGGAAAUGUAAAAUGUGUGAUAUUGAUUUUUCAAAUUCUAAAGAUUUGAGUAGGCACUAUACUCAAUCACACAAAGAUUCUCAACUUUUUCCAUGCAGCGAGUGUACCAAAACUUUUACUGUUUGGCACAACCUUAAAAAACAUAUGUUAAUUCACCUUGGAGACAAGAAGCAUAAAUGCAAUGUAUGUCAUAAAGGAUUUGUCAGGAAAGAUCACCUUAAUAGUCAUAUGAAAGUGCAUUCUGGUGAUAACUCGCCUAAAUUUACUUGUCCUGAUUGCUCUAAAGUAUUUCGCGUUAAGCAUUUAUACUCUAAACAUAUAAGUACACAUAACCGUUCCCGGAGGUAAAUAAAUACAGAUAAUUGUUCUCGGAAGUUAAUACUACAAGCAUUGCACACUGGAUUGAGUAAGAAAGUAAGAGUGAUGUGUUAGAAAACAGAAAGUAGUUUUUCAAGAAAGUUUGCUGUUUUUUAUUUAAAUAUUAGCGCUGUUUGUAGCAACUCAACUUCGUACUCAGACUACUGUAAGCUUUUAUACAUGUACUACUGUUGUUUUUUAUCAUCAAAUACUUGAGCAUUACUUAAUCAUAUUUAAUGUUUGAAAUUACAUAUUUAUUUUAAAAGAAUUACAAUGAUCGCUUCGUUUCUAUUUUGAAAUGAAAUAGAAUGAGCGUAUUUUAACAUUCACGAAUUUGUGACAUUUUUAAAGAUUUUUUUAACCAACUUGAAUGGACUAUAAUUUAUAUGCUUUGUCGUUUCAUAUCGUACUAAUUUCAUAUUUUUUACUGUGGUUAGUGUUUUUCAAAAAUGCUUUGUUGGUACUAAAUGAAAUUUGGGCGUAGUGUAUUUUUCAACCAUAUUACAUAGUUGCUUUUGUUUGGAUUUCUUUCUGGUAUUUUAACAAGUGUAAUAUAAUUUAUUUAUAGCUUUUUUGCGCAUGUUUAUAAUGUGCAUUAUUUAUUUCUAACAAGAUUUUAGUGUAUUUUUCAUAUUGAGUAUGAAUAUGUCAUAUUUUGAUUUUUUUU
Messenger RNA from Hydra vulgaris (swiftwater hydra), 2277 nucleotides. RefSeq names its product zinc finger protein 184. Lineage: Eukaryota; Metazoa; Cnidaria; Hydrozoa; Anthoathecata; Hydridae. Gene Ontology annotation, cellular component: nucleus. Gene Ontology annotation, molecular function: RNA polymerase II transcription regulatory region sequence-specific DNA binding; DNA-binding transcription factor activity, RNA polymerase II-specific. The record is from RefSeq and is a predicted model, not a curated record. Gene Ontology annotation, biological process: regulation of transcription by RNA polymerase II.